Rhopilema esculentum is the source of this 3330-nucleotide messenger RNA. Its product is annotated as cdc42-interacting protein 4. Gene Ontology annotation, molecular function: protein binding. The record is from RefSeq and is a predicted model, not a curated record. NCBI's taxonomy places the organism in Eukaryota, Metazoa, Cnidaria, Scyphozoa, Rhizostomeae, Rhizostomatidae.
AGCUUGGGCCUGGACCGAGGAAAUUGUAAGUGAGGAAGCCACAUACAGGAAAUACUGAGUUCGAAUGCUCAAUAUUGCAAGGUCAAAAAGCACACAUCAAUCCUUUAUUGGAAGUUCUGCUGCUUUGUGGGAUCAUUUUAUAAACUGGAUGUUAUCGGAAAAUGAGUUGGGGACGUGAAUUGUGGGACAAGAGGGACCAAGUAGAAAAGCAUACCCAGCAAGGAAUUGAAUUCUUGGAAAAAUGUGCAAGCUUUGUGAAAGCAAGAGCAAAGAUAGAGCAAGAUUAUGCUAAAGAUUUAAGAAAACUGGUAAAGCAAUUUCAGUUCAAGAAGAAGGAAGAAGAUGAUUUACAGUUUACCUAUCAAAUAGCUCUUAAGAAACUUCUUGCUGAAGUAGAUGACUAUGCUGGACAACGUGAAAGAAUUUCUGAAAGCCUACAAGAUAAUCUUUUCAAAGAUAUGCAUCAUCUCAUUAAUGAAUCAAAAUCAGAAAAAAGAAAGCAUCUUCAUGAGCUGAGUGAUUUAAAAUCAAAUUUAGAAUCCACAAAUAGACAAAUGCAAAAUGCAAGAAAGGAAUAUGAAAAAGCAAACCAAGAGUCAGAUCUGGCAAUUAAACAGUAUGAGACAGCAUCAAGUAGUAUGGAUUUAACCAAAGCGCAGAUUAUAAAGUUUCAAAAUAUCUCAAAAGAAAAAGGCCAGGUUUCAGAAAAGGCAAAGGGUGAUUAUCUAGCUGCACUGGAAAAUUUCAACAAAACACAGACCCUCUUCUAUGAAUCUGACCUGCCAAGAGUUUUAGAUGAAAAAAUGGAAGCUGCAGAGGAAGAUCGGAUUGAAAAACUGAAAGGAUAUUUCAAAGCAUUCACUGAGGCUCAUAGAGUGAUCAUUCCUAUUGUUCAUCGAUGCUUGGAGGGUAUGGACGCAGCUGCAGACACAUGUGAUGCUAAGAAGGAUUCACUCUCUUUGAUUGACAUGCACAAAACCGGGAAUCAGCGGCCGGGCAACAUAUUAUUUGAAGAUAACGGCAAGCCAAAUCUAGCAGUUCCUGCAGCGAGGUCUCCUAAAGCUAGUCGAUCGAAGAAAGGUCUCUUCAGGAGUCGAGAAAAGGCAAAAGCAUUAAAUCAAGAAGACUAUGCUGACGAUUUUAGUGAUUUACCACCAGAGCAAAGAAGAAAGAAGUUUCACAAGAAGAUCAGAGAACUUGAGGACCAGGUUAAUCAACAGACCAAGUCAAGAGAUGCACUCGUUAAAAUGUCAGAGACAGUUGCUCAGUUUGGGGGUGACAUGCAAACAAUCCAGUCGCAGCUUGAUGCUAAUGCCAAAGAAAUCGACAAAUUUAACCAUCUCCUUCAUCAAUACCGGUGUUACUUAGCUGUUAUCGAAGAGACGGCACCUCCGACUAUGCCAUCCAAAAUGAGCGGAUCAAGUUCAAUGCAGAGUUUAUCCAGUAAUGUGUCCAACGACCAUGUUCCCGCUGCCCCACCUCCACCUCAGAACAAUGCUAGUAUGCCGCCAGUUGGAGCACCAACUGUUGAAGUGACGGGACCACCUGUCCCUCCUCCUCCGCCUUUAACCGAUGAGUUUGAUGAGCCCAAAUGCACGGUACUAUACGAUUUUGAAGGUCGAUCUGAUGGUGAGUUCACAGUGUCAGCAGGUGAAGAGUUGGUAAUUGUGGAUGAUGAUGGAAGUGGGUGGACUUUGGUUGCUCGAGGUAGUGAGGAAGGCUAUGUUCCAACCAGUUACGUUGAAAAGCUGUAGACGACGCCCUUCCAAAGGGGAAGAAUAUUAGAUCGCGGUAUGGUUGUAUGAGGUGCAAUAACACGUAGUGAUGGAGUUGAAUUUGUGAAGCUUGAUAGAUAAUGAAGGUUCUUUUUUGACCCUUCGAAGUGUUUAGAUACUCGUAUAGGACAUUUUAGCAACAUUUUAUGGAGAUUAUAUAUUUUGAUUCUUCGUUAAACCGCAGCUUUGUUGGAGAGAGUUGGAAACCGUGUCUGUGAUUCAGAAAUACCAAGCACGCAGAUUCUUUUAGAGCCACAAUUGUGAAAAGCAUGGCCAUUGAUAUCUUUUCCUAGUUCAAGGACUAUUUUUGUUAUGUCACGCAUUCUAGAAUAUUUUUACACAAGAUUUCAAGCAGGUUUUUGCCAUACUAAUAGAAACUGAAAUGUCUGCCAUUCACAACGAUUGCACAAGAGGUAAAGAACGACGAUGGUUGUUGUAUUUUUGCUCAUGGUAUUUUCUUGUUUGUCAACAUUGACUACAACAUUCUAGUUUAACACAGUAAAAUUCUUUUAGAAGCUCUAUAAAGAUUAGGUAUAUGUAUUUUAUACUCGCAAUUAGAUGAACAGAUAAUCAGCAGUUUUUUUGUUAUUUUUAUUAUUGUUAAUCAUUGUAUGAUAGCGUUUUAGCCAUGUUAUAUAUAAUCUGAUAGCGUGUAUUGAUUGCUUUUAAUUUAUUGCUUUGAAUUGCUUUUUUUCUUUUCGAAUUAAUGCUUUCCUUAACGAAGGAUGUCUGCUUAGGUAUUGGUAAAGCGAAUAUUGAAUCUAACUUUUUCUGUUUGUUUUUCAAUCGAUUAAGGUAUUGUGUACAACGACCUCUGUAUUCAUUGGUUAUUUUAAAAAGCCACAUAAUAUCGUUUCGCAUUCAACAGAAAGGAAGAUUGCUUGAUAAGCCAAAAUCAAUAGGAUUGCAUUAAGCAUGGUUUGUUUAAAAAACCGGCUACUCGAUUUUAUAAUUUCUGUAUCGAAAACUUGUCACUUUAUUGUGUGUAUCUUAGCAGUAUGAUAAUAUAAAGUUCAAUGUAUUCCAAAGUUAGGAGUUCAUUGUGCAAUGAUUAUUUCGUCGAUCUUAUUGGUACCAUUUUUUUAUUUGUAAUUGCGUAUUAUUUCUUUCGUUUAUGAGCUUUAAAUAAAUAUAACUAUUAAUGUUAAAAUUAUGCAAAAUAUAUUCGGAAGUGUUACACGUAUUACUACAGCAUGUUUGAUUUUUCAACAUAGCCAUCACUAAUCGAAGCUAGUUUGAAAUUCGCACAGAACGUUAAGACGCUAGAACAUUAAGGAUGAGCAGUAAGCUAGUUGCCAAUAGGUAGACGAAUUUUAGUGUCUUAUCUGAUUUUUUCUUUUUCAACAAGCCCCUUAUAUCCACACGAGAAUGAUUCAAUUUUGAACUUAGACCUUAAGUUUAUUGCUAUUAACUAACGUUUUGUCGAAUCUGUGUUUUUAUGCUGAAUCAUUCUGCGCAAUGUUUAAUGAUAUUUAUAUAAUUGCACAAUCAAAAUAUUGCUAGUAUAAUAUUUCAUGACUUUGUUUCAUUUUUGCAUGAUUCAAGUGAAACUAUA